This is a messenger RNA of Myxocyprinus asiaticus (Chinese sucker), 4153 nucleotides long. RefSeq names its product myosin regulatory light chain 2, skeletal muscle. Gene Ontology annotation, cellular component: recycling endosome; cytoplasm; early endosome. The record is from RefSeq and is a predicted model, not a curated record. Gene Ontology annotation, molecular function: calcium ion binding. The transcript is spliced from 6 exons. The coding region runs from base 3158 to 3670 and encodes 170 amino acids. NCBI's taxonomy places the organism in Eukaryota, Metazoa, Chordata, Actinopteri, Cypriniformes, Catostomidae. Gene Ontology annotation, biological process: retrograde transport, endosome to Golgi; receptor recycling; skeletal muscle tissue development.
ACUGGGCAGAGAGAACAAUUUAUAGUGCAAAAAUUUUGUUUCAUAAAACAGCUACAACAGUGAUUGUAAGGGACAUAAUUUGAUGUUCAACUAAAUUUUCAAAGUUUGGACAUGAACUUUAUUGCCACCUGCUGGUGGAAUUUCCAAACUGCAAAUGCAGGAACUGAAUUUAGACUUUGCGCUGAAAAUAGACGUGGUCCUGAAACAUUUAAUUUCUCAGGAAAUAGCAAAUUGGCAACUUCAUUAACACACAAUACACCCACAGUUUGCACGCAUACACCCACAGAUAGCGCAAACACUCCCACCCACGCCCACUUGCGCUUUACACAAGCACAGAAAUGAGAUAAGGUGUUGCGCUGCACUUAGUGGGAUCACAACAAGAGAGCCCUUAAUAGAUUAUGCCGUUCUGCUUCUCAAGUAUUUUUUUUUCUUUUUUUUUUCUUGAUUUAAGGAUGUUUAGAUAUUUUUCCUGAAAAAAAAAAAGACAAACAUACUCAGUAAGACAAUGUUUUUUUUUUUUUGUUUGUUUUGUUUUUUGUUAAAUGCAUUUAAGAAAAAUGCAUGAAUCCAGUCUCAUUAAUUAUUAAAGAUGUAUGUUAUUUUAAGUAACUGGCAAAUAAUGAGCAUAGUGAAGUAUUGCAUGAUGUAAAAGUACAACAAUCUGUCCUUUGAUCUUGGGUUAGUUGACUUUAAUAGGUGGUACAUGAAGAAAGAGUCAGUGCUGGAUGACCCAGUGACGGGGUCACAGGUGAUGGGGGUGAAGAGGUCAUGCGCUUACAGGGCAGAACACAGCAGACAUUAGUGAAAGUGUGUGUGUGUGUGUGUGUGUGUGUGUGUUGUUGGAUAGUUAUGCUGGAGAGAAACAGGAGGAUCCCACACUUGGGAUCGGUUCAUUUGUUCAGAUUGGUGUGUGGGUAAAUUGGGGGAUGUUGGGUUAUUUUGGUCAGCAGCUGUCUCUCUUUAUGUACUUGCAGUGAUCCUCAAACUCUGUCUGUGUCUCUUUUCUCACCUCCUCAAUAAUUUCAAGAAUCCAGUUUCAUAAAAUUACAGCCAUGCAAUUGAUUCUCUCUACCCAAAAAUACUGAUUAAGAACAGGAUUUGUUUGUUGUUGUUUGUUUUGGUCUUGGAAGAAUUUUGAGUUCAGAUUGAGACCAUUGAUUACAAACUUGGGUAGCUUGAAAAUUGUUGAGAUCUCUUCUGAAACUCUAGGGGAGACGUGAGAUAAAUGGUGUCAUUUUCCGAUGAAAUAUCAGAGAAGCAGAAGACUUAGCAGAAGUCAAUUUGUUCUCCAUUCUCAAGAAAAACAAUUGAGACAUUAAAGAGAUCUUGUUUGUGAUAGAUCUUUCUUAUUGGUCCUCAGCAAGCAACUUGAGGCAGGUAAUCACUGAUAAAUACAGAGUGAGUUUAGCUCUCAAGCCUCCCGCAGAGAUAAAGUUUCAACAUCCCUGUAUUUUAGCUUCAGUGUUGGUCUCGUGAUGAACGAGCAGCUUUGAGUCGCAUAUAUGGUGUUGAGCGGGUGGGCAGCAGAACACUGGUUUGGUCUUUACAGAGGGUCAAUACGCUCUCCAACAUAGAGAUUUACUGCUUGAAAAGUCUGUUUAGUCAUCAAAUGUUCCUUCCCUUCAAACUGAUCUACAUAAAAACACACCUUUGCAUUUACAUGUUUAACAUUUCUUCAUUUAGCAGGUGCUUUUAUCCAAAGUGACUUGCAAGGAAUACACAAGAAAAUCACAAGUGUUGUGCAGUUUUUAAGCUAAUCAUUUAAAAAAGUUUUGAUGUAUCUUCAAAAUGGCCUAGGCUUCAAAAAAAUAUCAUAUUGCUAGUAUAUAUUUUAAAAUAUAUUUAUAUGAAUGUAUUAUGAAAAAAGUUUAUUUUUCCUCAUAUCUAUUUAUCUAUCUAUCUAUCUAUCUAUCUAUCUAUCUACCUAUCUAUAUAUAUAGCAUGUAGCAAAAAAAAAAAAAAAAAUGUCAUAACAUAUUUCUAUUAAAGUGAAUUGAGUAUGAAUCUUUAAGAAAAUUUAAUAAAAUUGAUUUUUAAAGUUUUAUUAAUUACAUUUUGUUAAAGAUUACACAAUUUUAUGUAAAUUUCUUGUGAAAUUGAAAUGUGUAAAUCGUAAAACUAGGCUUAUAAAUAUGAACAUAAAUAUUGGCUUUUCAGAAAGAAUAGUUGCUUUUCCCAGUGUGUUUCUGAUGCAUUGUCACCACACUGUAUCUACAUUUACACAUUACAUUUCUUUAAUCCAAAGUGAUUUACCUACAGUGUAUUAUGAUAUUGGAAAUGUAUUAAAUUGCCCAAGAACAUUUUUAAACAUAUCAUAAAAUUUGAAAGUUCAAACAAAAUAUAUAUAGAAAUUCCCUGGAAAUAUAUUUUUGCAAAUAUUAAGUACCAUUGACAAAAUACAUUUACAGUAUAUUAUGCCCUAAACAAUGCCUUUAGUUAUUUCUUUUGGUUAUAAUAAUAUAUAAUAAAGACACAUUAUCUUAAGCAGAUCAGUGUUCAACAGCUUAUUGUUGUGUCAUCAUGUAGACCAGACACUUGUCUGUUUCUGAGCUGAAUCAGGGUUCCUCUUUACAUUUCUUGGUUACAGCCAGCUUUGACUCAUAAAACUAAUAUUGAUAUGUUUCUUAUUAUAGUAAUAGGUUUUGAAUAUUAACUUUGCUUGAUACUGUGAUAUUGUUUGAAUGAUGCUAUUGUUUGUUUUGAAAUGUUCUCUUCUGGAGUACAGACAGUGUCCAUAUAAAUACAAACAUUUGCAUAAAGCUACAUAUGGCCAACAAACGUCCAGUAGAUGAAUGUAACUUUGAGAUGAGAAGAAACGGAGUCCUACAGUCAAGCCAGCAACACUCUCCUUGGCUUUGCCAUAUUUGUCCACAAGGCAAACCAAACUAUGGCCAAAAUUACUAGACAGAAUUCACCUCAUUCCAAAGCGUGCAAACUCUAUUUUGGCUCAGGAGCGAAUGGUGACACCCGAAGCUCUCCAUACUCCUGUUUUUCACUUUCACCAGCACUCUCUUUCCCUGCCAAACCUGAACUUUGGGCUAAAGUUAGCACACACAGCCCCAUAUAUAAGACCCCACAAGGGCACUACAAACAUGUCAGUCACAUCGCCGUGGUCUACGCUUCUCCUCUUUUGACCAACCCCAAAAAACCUUGAGAGAUGGCACCCAAGAAAGCCAAGAGGAGGCAGCAGGCAGAGGGCGGCAGCUCCAACGUGUUCUCCAUGUUUGAGCAGAGCCAGAUCCAGGAGUACAAGGAGGCUUUCACAAUCAUUGACCAGAACAGGGAUGGUAUUAUCAGCAAGGACGAUCUGAGAGACGUGCUGGCCUCCAUGGGUCAGUUGAACGUGAAGAAUGAGGAGCUGGAAGCCAUGGUCAAAGAAGCCAGCGGCCCCAUCAACUUCACCGUCUUCCUCACCAUGUUUGGAGAGAAGCUGAAGGGUGCUGAUCCUGAGGAUGUUAUUGUGAGCGCUUUCAAAGUCCUGGAUCCUGAGGGUACCGGCGCCAUCAAGAAGGAAUUCCUUGAGGAGCUCCUGACCACCCAGUGCGACAGGUUUACCGCUGAGGAGAUGACCAACCUCUGGGCUGCCUUCCCUCCAGAUGUGGCUGGCAACGUAGACUACAAGAACAUCUGCUACGUCAUCACACAUGGAGAGGAGAAAGAGGAGGAAUAAAAUCACUCCGUCUACCGUCAUUCAUCUCUACCUCAUUACCACGUCACCAACUGUCAUUACUGCUGCUUCACGGCGCACCCGCAUUUUCGUUCUUCCCAUAGUCCAUCUGUUGUUUUUAAAGAAAGACUUAAAUGCUAAACUGGAGGACCGUUGGAGUUUGGAUAGUCUAAAUGUGAGUUGCAUGGAGCACAUGGGAUUAUAUUUAAUUAAACUAAUCAAAAAUAAUCAAAUCACAAUAAAUCCUUUCUGUCUGCCAGUAAAUUUCCGUUAAAAAAUUAAAUAAAUAAAAAAAGAAGGGGAGAUAUUAAAAGAGAAGGCAUGCCUCUAUAAUAGAGCAUCACUUUCUCUCUCCAUACCUCCCACUUGUUUUCUUGGAGAGACAGAAGGACUAGCUUGUUACUCUUCCAUUCCGAAGAUUCUUGAUUCAUGUCUCUGUCCCAAAUCACCUGUAACUCAAAAGUAAAAUAAAAACCUUUCAUAUUC